Cephus cinctus (wheat stem sawfly) is the source of this 18666-nucleotide messenger RNA. It is a transcript of the gene trol, whose product is annotated as basement membrane-specific heparan sulfate proteoglycan core protein. Gene Ontology annotation, molecular function: protein binding; calcium ion binding. Gene Ontology annotation, cellular component: plasma membrane. The transcript has 59 exons. The coding region runs from base 391 to 16287 and encodes 5298 amino acids. Lineage: Eukaryota; Metazoa; Arthropoda; Insecta; Hymenoptera; Cephidae. The record is from RefSeq and is a predicted model, not a curated record.
UAUCUUGCCGGCCCGCUCGGCCUCUCAGACGCUACCGAACGCCGGUACGGUGUGUACGGUGUUUUGACUGUCUCCCGAUCAGCCUGUCCGUCGUCACGUCUAUCCAAUAGUCUAAAACCAAUCGUGUUGUUAGUCGACUGGCCCCCGCAGUUGUCAGAGUCCACCCUUACGCCGUUAAAAAUAUCCAGCCAUAAUACGCGUCUACUGUCAACAAUCGAAUCGGGAUCACGAGGAGGAGGUCGAACGAACGAGCGUCAUGUAUUGUCGUUGUUGUCGCUGAGGGCGGCGCGCGAUUUUGCACGUGGCAGGAUCAUACGGCCCGGUCGCGUCUUGUUUUAUUUUUUUUCUUUAUUCUUUAUCGCGAAUUAACCACCUCGUAGGAGCAUCAAGAUGACGAGUGUAUUACUAAAGAGUGUAUUGCUGUUCAUGCUGCUUGGUACGACCCUCGCAGUCGCCUCUGAGAACGACGACUUGGUGUUCGAUCAGGAUGGCAGGUCGUCCGUCGUUGAGAUUCCGCUGUUUGAGAAGCAAUCGCAUCCGACGGUAUUCCAAAGAAUCAAGCGAGGCCUUUUUGAUUGGUUCAUUUCAGGAGUGACGACAACCACCACCCAAGCGACGACGGAUGCCGAUUCACCUCCGGAUGAUCCGAGUGGUGGAACGGAUACUGACGAUCAGGAGAAGUUAACGGACCAGAACGUUGACGACACUCAGCCUCGGCAGGACACUAACUUGGAAAGGUUACCACGCGAGAGCGGCGAGGAGGUCAAUGAAAUUGCUCCCGAAAGCUCCCGGAACGGCGUGGAGGCCUUGAAGGAGCAGGACCAUAAGGGCGUUGGUGAGGCUGCUGAAGGAAGGAGACCUCAAUCGAGGUACGAGACUACCGACGACGAAGAUCUUGCUGGUUCGGAUGAUGCCGAAGGUAGCUCCUAUGGUGAAAGAAUUGACCAGGAUGAAUCGUUGUCUCCCGUUACGGAAAUGCCACAGCACACUGGAAACGAACGAUUCUAUCGUAUAACGUUCACGGUCGCCGAACCGUUCAGGAAAGGAUACGAAGACAGAAACAGCAAAGAGUACAAAGAGUUGGCUGGUGAAUUGACACGAGCUAUCGAUGAGCUUUACAACAAACGUAUUCCUGGUUACAAUCAUUUUUCCAACGUCGUUAUGAUUCUGCCCACCUCGGAUUCAUUCGAAUCGCAGGUCAAAGUUGAUGUCGGAUCGACCUUUACGGAUGCCAAGGAACUGCAGGAUAUUAUUGAGAAGCAGCUGGACCUGCACACCUUGGGAUCCAUUCAAGUACGACCUAGUGGAUUUAGUUUCCGUCAUUUUGAAGCCAAUGGUCCGACGGAUUUGAAAUGUGACGAAACGCAUGAGCUCAGAUGUCGAGACGGUGCCUGCGUUCCGUUAGAUUCACGUUGCGACGGUGUUCCGCAAUGUAGUGACGGAUCUGACGAAUUGGAUUGUCGUAUAGUACAUCCGGUCACGUCGUCUAUUUACCCUACAGAACAUAACAAGGUCAAGAAUUCACACACGCCGAUGGUACCAGUUGAAUCUGAAGAUGAUGACGAUCGCAAAAAUGGCGUUUACGAUGAAGAAGACAGUGAGCGUCCCGAAACCGUAAGACCACUGUCAUCCAAGUGUCGUGCCGAUGACAGUGUUCGUUGUAGCGACGGAAGUCGUUACAUUUGUUCCAUUCAGCAGUGUGACGGUACGCCGGAUUGCGAUGACGGAGGCGACGAAGUCGGUUGUCCUUAUCCAGGCUGCAGUUCCGGAGAAUUCGCCUGUGACGUAUCACGUUGCAUCUUGGACUCUCAACGCUGUGACUUUACCGAGGAUUGUCAGGACGGUAGCGAUGAACGAGACUGCAAUUAUCCUCCCUGCAGUCAAUAUCAAUUCAGAUGCAGGAACGGCGAGUGCAUCGAUAGCAGCGAACACUGCAACGGCGAAUACAAUUGCAAGGAUCGUUCGGACGAGAUCAACUGCCCAUGCAGGUCUGACCAAUUCGAAUGCGAACCUGGAUACUGUGUCCCGAUGAGUCGGCGCUGCGACAGCUACAGGGACUGUCAAAAUAGUCGGGACGAACUUGAUUGUUCGAACAACCACACGAGGUGUAGACCGGAUGAGUUCGAGUGUUCAAACGGAACGUGCGUCAGCCAAAGUGCAAGAUGCGACGGACGCAACGACUGCUCAGAUUAUUCAGACGAGCGUGACUGUAAUGUAACAACAUGUAGUAGCGAUCAGUAUCGUUGCAUCGAUGGAACUUGCUUGAGCAUCGACAAAAGGUGUAACGGAGUGCAGGAUUGCCGUAAUGGAGAAGACGAGAGUCAAUGCGGUUGUGCGCCGUCGGAGUUUCGCUGCAGUGACGGCAGCUGCAUCAACGACGAGUUGCAGUGCAAUGGUGUCAACGAGUGUCCCGACGGAUCCGACGAGAAGGAUUGCGAAAAGUCGGCGAGGCGACAUUAUUAUAAUGCUGCGAGGUUCAGGAACAUCACGAAACAAGAGGCUGAUUCUAGAUCGGGCCCAUUGUGGCAAAGCGAUACUUCUAAGCGGAUAUUUCCAAUGUAUUCGAAACCCGGUAGGGAUUUUAAGGACAGCACGAUCGGGUUAUCGAAUGUCAAUAACGAUAAGACGAUAUUGCGACACAUCCUCGACGCAUUCCCUGAGCUUGCUAAGUCGAAACGUUUUAAUCGAACGAGGAAUGCCGGUUUUCGAAAAAGCACGCGGAAAGGUGUCGAUCGACAAUCAAAUGUCACGUCAACUAACGUUACAGUCGACGGAUCGAGAAAAGACAACGGGAUGGAAUCGGAGACUUUCGCUGGUCGGAAAUUGGCGAAUGCGAUUGCUGCGGCAUUUCCGGAAAUCAAGAGGAGGAAACUAUCACGGAUGAGGAGCACAACGCACUCGCCCAAGGACGACGUGGAGACUUUUGAUUUGGGUGAAAAGUCAAAGGAAAAAUCGAUCGCUCCUAAAGUCGAAAACAAUUUUGUGAAUUACUUCAAUCAACACUUGUCUCAUCUUACGCCGUCCUCUGUAAUUAGUAUCACUGUUAAUCCAAAGGAGAAUGAAGAGCACAAAAAUAUGGUAAAAAGAGAAAAAAAUAAAUUUAAUCUUGGUCCAAAAGCUUCAAGCUACUUUGACAGAUUCUUGAAAAAUCUCACGCCGACGCCUACCGGCACAACCCAUGGUUCGGUACUAAUACCGAUUUAUCCAUAUAAUGAAAAUGUCAUCGACGAACGUAAGUCUGAACGUUAUCGGACGCUUAAGACGAAGGAGGUGGAAGUAUUUGACAAUGAAGAAAACAAGAUUUAUGAGAAUAAUUCAUAUAACGAUAGUGCUAAAGUUACUAAAUACCCUCUGAUAGAAAAUGGCAGCAAAGUUGGUUACUACUUAAAGAAAUAUUCUGUCCCUCUGAUUACAUCCGCUACGAAAGUAUACGAUUUUUUGAAGGUUUCGUCCAAAUCUGCUAGACAAGAAGGAACAACUGACUCUGUAAGAUAUAACCCGAUAACAAGAAGAUAUGGGUCAGUGUUCACCCUACCAACUACACAACGUAACAUUUAUGGAAAAGUUCCCGUCGAAUCUUUGCUAUUUGCUCCUGAGGGAGGAUCGAUUUCAUCGAAAGUCGUGUUAACUCGAGAUUUUGAUAAAACAGGUAAAAUGGAUGUAAAUGAACAUUCCACGACUGUCAAACAGACUUCAUUGACGGAACGAGUGGACGAUUGUAUAUUAGAUUGUAACACGUCGGAAGAGGAAACAGAUGUGGGAUCUGGAAAUCAUAUGGAAAAAUCUGGAAUCGUUACAGAUUCCAGUGGCAAUAUUGAUUCUGGCUUGAUCGAAUCAGCUGAAAAGAUGGACAGGAAAUCGAACACUAAAGAUUCAAGUAGAGAAUCAGAUUCCAUCGAUGUAGUAUCAAAGUCUCAGGAUAAAUCUGAGGGAUUGGAUAGUUCCUUCUGGGACGUGUCAUCUUCAAAAUCUAAAGGGAAUGACAUUUCUAAUGAAAAAUCUGUAUAUUCUUCGGAGUCCAAGGAAACGCACGAGGGAUCCAAAGAAGAUGAGAUAGUAGGAGAUUCGCUAGAUACUCGUGAAAAAAAUAGAAACGAAACUAAUUUUAAAAAGCAUUCCAAGCACAAAUCCAAAAAACAGAAGAAGAAGCACCAUAAAUCGGAGACUGAUCUGAGCGAAAGCGUAGAAAAGAAUUUUCAAAUAUUCACGACUACGUCUAAUUACGAUGAUUACGAUGAAUCGAGAAAUGAUUUAGGCUACACCGAAGAAUCGACAAUAACUAGCAUAAGCACUCAAGAGAAUUUUAUAAAUUCUGCUGAAACCACCACGAAUGCUGAAUCAGGUGGGUCAAGGUGGAUACAUGAUAAUGAUGAUAUUGAUCUGUUUGAUUCCCAAACAAAAAAUAAGGAAGAAAUUUCUCUUAUCAGUACUACGGUCAACGAUGACUUUUCAGGUACCGAAACGCAAAGGGUUACGACUACCGAAGUUACUACCAGUGACGCGUCUGCAGAAAGUAACGAAUUUCGAAAGAGCAAAAAGCAAAAACCAACAAUAGAUAUAGGUUGGUUUCUUGGGCUUGAGGAGGAUACGGAUAGCGAGGAAGACAAAAGUACAAAGAAGAAUAACGAAAAAAAGAAUACAGAUACCACAAGCAGCACAACAGAAUCAUUUGGAUUUAACUUUUUCAAUUUUGGAAAUACAGAUAACAAGAAAACGUCCGAGACCGAUAACAAGAAGAACAAUGAUUGGGGUUUUAACAGUUUUCGGUCUGAUAACGAUAAGAAAGAUAGCACGGAGUCUAGUUACACCGUUGGUAUCACAACAGAAAAUAUCUGGAGCACCCAGGUUCCAAAUAUUUUCAAAACUAGUACAGAAGAUGAUACCAGUGUAAGAUCAUCGAUACAACCAAUUUUCGAAGAAGUAACCACAGACGAGAAAAUACUGUUCAGAUCUCAUUACGAAGAUUCAACCGAUGACGAUGAAACAUCGAGCGGUUGUAGGGAGGAUCAACAUUACUGCAAAUCCGAUGACUGGUGCAUCGAUGAUAACCUUGUAUGCGACGGUACUAAAGAUUGCACCGAUGCAAGCGACGAAACGGAAUCUUGCGAGUACUUUGAGAACUUGGAUGCCUUGUACAAUGAUGAAAAUAAUGAUUCGCCGACUGAAGAAAAUCAGUCGAUUGCUGCAACAACGCCGUUCAACUGCCCAAGUGGCUAUUUUAGUUGUGAUGGAUGGUGCCGCGAGGAAAGUUUAAUUUGUGAUAAGAUACAAGACUGUAUGGACGGAAGGGACGAGGAGGAUUGCCAAAAGAGGAACGAGUACAAAGUAUUCGAAUGCCCACCCGGAACUUUCCGAUGCGAUGAUGGAUUAUGCCUUCAAGACAUUAAAAUGCAUUGCGACGGCAGGAAGCAAUGCCGCGACGGCUCCGACGAGAUCAAUUGCCAGUGCCCCGAAGGCCAAAGGCAAUGUGACAAUGGGAUAUGCAUCAUGAAGGAUUUCUUCUGUGACACCAAAUUCGAUUGUCUGGACGACAGUGACGAGAAGGAUUGCCCUAAUGUAGUACCAGGAGGUGCAAAUAAUAGGAUAUGUUCUGAGAAUGAAUUCACAUGUGACGAUGGUUCAUGUAUACCGUUGUCAGGUCGCUGCAACGGAAUUGCAGACUGUCCAGAUAAUAAAGACGAGCUCGAAUGUCCUUCCGGCUGCGGCCGUGACGAGUUCCAGUGUCAAAACGGAGAGUGCAUCAGAGCAGAUCAAAGAUGCAACAGAGUCUACAAUUGCGAAGAUGGUACCGACGAAGAUAAUUGCAACAUAACUCCAAGACCAACACCACCCCCUACGUUGCCACAAUACGAACCGAAACCACCACGUUGUCCACGAGGAUACUUCACCUGCACUUCCGAUAAGUCCUGCGUCCCUUCUUCAGCCCUUUGCAAUGGAAUUCCUGAGUGCAGAGAUGGAUCUGAUGAACAAAAUUGCGAUUCCACGGAGGUAUGUUACCCGAACGGAUGGAGAUGUGAAAAUGGUCCGUGCAUACCGUUGCAUCGUCGUUGCGAUCAUCAUGUCGAUUGCCCACGUGACAACAGCGACGAAUUGGACUGCGAUUACGUGACCACCGAGAGAAACCACGUGUACUGUGCUCCUGACGAAUGGAGAUGCGAAAAUGGUCCUUGCAUCCGGCUUUCGCAAAGAUGUGACGGGAAGGUUGACUGUCCAAAGGACACAUCAGAUGAAUUGGAUUGCGGCGGUAAGGAACAUAAUGCAGAACAAGGCCUCAAUCUCAAGACCUACCCCAGUGAACAAGUCAUCAAGGAAAAUCCAGCGAAGCAAGGUCGAGAGGUGGUGUUCCUGUGCCGUGACGAAGGGCCUCUUCGUGCCAGAGUACACUGGGUCCGAGAAAAUAAUCUCCCAUUGCCACCCGGAAGUCGAGAUAAUAAUGGACGUCUAGAAAUUCCAGACAUUCAACUGAAUCACAGCGGAGUGUACAUUUGCGAAGCAAUAGGAUAUCCAGCUUCAACUUCUGGACGUCAAUUGAGUGUCUACCUAACAGUUGAGAAAUUCGAACUUCCGGCAACUCGACCACCUCACGUUUGUGGAUACAACGAGGCUACGUGCAGUAAUGGUGACUGCAUUCCCAAAUCUAAUAUCUGCGACGGCAAAUAUGACUGUACUGAUGGAUCCGAUGAGUACAGAUGCAAUCCACUUGGCUGUGAACCAAAUCAAUUCCGUUGUGCCAAUAUGCAGUGCAUCAGUAAAGUCUGGCGUUGUGACGGCGACAAGGACUGUGCAGAUGGAACUGACGAAGAAAACUGUGCUACUCUACCUCCUGGUUCUUUAUGCCGAUACAACGAGUUCCAGUGUGCAAGCCGUAACCAGUGCAUUCCAAAGAGUUUCCAUUGCGAUCAGGAACGGGACUGUGAGGAUGGAAGUGAUGAAAUUGGAUGCUCUGAGGUGUACAUUGUCAAACCACCAUCGCCGAUGGUAGUCCUGGAACCAGGUGACAAACUGGUCCUCACCUGCAUAGCCAUUGGUGUACCAACUCCAGAAGUGAACUGGAGAUUGAAUUGGGGACAUGUUCCUAAGAAAUGUACCUCUACCUCUGUAAAUGGUACAGGUACUCUGACUUGUAAUGACAUGCAACGGGAAGAUCAGGGUGCAUAUUCAUGUGAAGCGCUGAACAUACGCGGUUUCGUAUUCGCCGUUCCUGACGCCAUUGUGACCGUCAGACCUUCUCAGAAUGUAUGUCCGAGAGGGAAAUUCAAUUCAGAAGCCACGUCAGUCGACGAAUGUAUAUCCUGUUUCUGCUUUGGAGUCGCAACUGAAUGUCACAGUGCCAACUUGUUCACCUACCAAAUACCGCCACCAUUUAACACUCAUAAAGUCGAAUAUGUCCAAACUGCUCCGGAAAUUCGAAUUCUUGAAGAAAUCAGUAAUGAAAAUAUGGAAGUGCGUCCACUUGGUCGUGACGGCGUCGUAAUAACCUCUGCUUAUAAUAACGACUUGAGCUUAUCCAACAUACCGUACUUUUCACUGCCAGAAAAUUAUUAUGGCAGCCAAUUAAAAUCCUAUGGUGGAUACCUUAAAUAUACUGUACGCUAUAGUGGUAGAGGACCAACAAAUUCUGCACCGUCUGUUAUUCUUAGUGGAAAUAAUUAUAUUCUUGUACAUCACGGUAACAAGAUUCAGCCUGAUUAUGAGACAGAAGAGACUGUACGAUUCUUCUAUGGCGAAUGGUAUAAGAAACAAGGAAGAUACGAGGUCUUGGCCUCAAGAGAGGAGAUCAUGAUGACCCUGGCAAAUGUCGAUAACAUCUUGAUAAAGGCACAAUAUGACGACGGGCCACAGCUGGAUGUUAGUAUCACUAAUAUUGUUAUGGAUACUGCUGAUAGUAGAAAUACCGGACUGGGUACAGCAUCCUACGUCGAAGAGUGUCAAUGUCCUACUGGAUACACUGGUCUUUCCUGUGAACAUUGUGCACCUGGAUUCUUAAGACGCGAGAGUGGUCCUUGGCUAGGUCAGUGUUACCGAGAUGAACCACCAUGCCCACCAGGAUACUAUGGAGAUCCAUCAAGAAAUAUUGCCUGCGAGGUCUGCCCCUGCCCGCUCACAAACCCAUCUAAUCAAUUCGCUCGUACCUGUCAUCUCGGCUCGGACGGUCAACCUACCUGUGAUUGUCCAACUGGAUACAUUGGACGAAGGUGUGAACAAUGCGCAAUUGGAUAUCACGGAAAUCCUCUCAUUACCGGCGAUAUGUGCGUCAUAGAUGAACAAUGUGAUCCUAGCGGCAGUCUUAGCGCUUACGCUGACCCUGUCACUGGUCAAUGUCUUUGCAAGCAAUAUACGACUGGUGCAACUUGCAACCAAUGCAAGGCUAACACGUUCAAUCUGGCAUUGGCAAAUCAAUUUGGAUGUAUCAGCUGCUUCUGUAUGGGUAUUACAAAUAAAUGCGUCUCUUCUGAUUGGUACAGAAAUGAGAUUCGUGUAUCCUUCACCAAUUCCAUCCAUGAUUUCACUCUGAUAGAAUCAAAGGCUCCUCAGGAUUCACCUCCAAUCGUAUCAGGCAUCCGUCUCGAUACUGAAAAUCGUGAAAUUGUCUACAAUGAAUUCUUAGAUCGUGGUAACAAUGAUGUGUAUUAUUGGCAGCUACCUAAUAUUUUCCUGGGUAACCAGAUUACCUCCUAUGGUGGAAACCUUAAGUACACCGUGAGAUACGUGCCGUCACCAGGUGGCCAAAGUUCACGGAACAAUGCAGCCGAUGUCGAGCUUAUUAGUUUCAAUGACAUAAAACUACUCUACUACUCUCGAGGAACACCAGAGCCAAAUUCUCCACAGUCCUUUACUGUUCCCUUGCUGGAACAAUACUGGCAACGCAAUGACGGAACACAAGCUGACAGAGAACAUCUUCUCAUGGCGCUUGCAGACGUACGGGAGAUCAGAAUCAAGGCAACAUAUACGACGCAUACUGAUGAAGCUGCCAUCUCUAUGGUAUCUCUAGAUACAGCUGAGCAAAUCAACAACGGCGGGAACCGUGCGGUAGAGGUAGAACAAUGUAGUUGUCCAGCUGGUUACAGAGGAUUGUCCUGUGAGGAUUGCGAUGUUGGAUAUACCCGCGCCAUGGAAGGUCUUUACCUUGGAAUUUGCGAACCUUGUAAUUGCAAUGGACACUCCAAUCAAUGUGAUCCUGAAAGCGGCAUCUGCGAGAACUGUGGCGAUCACACUUCUGGCGACUACUGUGACGUCUGUGCAGAAGGCUACGUUAGAGAUGUCAGCAAAGAAACUUCAUUAGACUGUAUUGCAGAAGGAUCAACUACGCGCCGUUGCGAUGAUUGUUCCAUAGCUGGGCUUCAAAGUUGUCUCGAUGAAAGAAUAUGCCAAUGUAAAUCCAAUGUUGAAGGUGAAAAAUGCGAUCGUUGUCGACCAUCAACCUUCGGAUUAUCAGUUAAAAACGAACAGGGAUGCAUCGAAUGUUACUGCAGUGGUGUCACCAAUCAAUGUUACUCCAGCAAUUUGUUCAUACAAAAAAUACCUAUGUUGAUCUAUGACAGUCAACACAAAUUCACUUUGACUGACUCGACCAGGCGUGACGUCAUUGACGAUGGAUUCGAGAUAAAUAUUGCAAUGAGCGAAAUCGGUUACGUAUACCCUGACGACCGAAGUCAAAGAUUAUUCUGGUCUUUGCCACCUAAUUUCACUGGAAACAAGAUCAAGAGUUACGGCGGCGAUUUGACCGUGACACAACGCAUUUCUACACACCCAGGAGCUAAGAGUUUCAUGGAUCAGGAUGUUAUUCUAGUUGGCAAUGGAAUCACAUUAUACUGGACAAAUCCACGGAGUAUUCAGUCAGGUGUACCAUUGACCUACUCCGUUCCAUUCAGAGAAUCUGAAUGGCGUCGUUACACCAUAGAAGGACAGAGAACUGUAUCUCGUGCUGAUUUUAUGACUGUUCUCGCGAAUCUCGAAGCCAUUCUCAUUCGUGCCUCUCAUAGCGAAGGCAUGAAAGCAACCUACAUCAGUGACGUAAGCCUGGAUACCGCGGUGGACAAUCCUGCUAGCAAUAUUCGGGCAACACAGGUUGAAGCCUGCGUAUGUCCUAGAGGAUAUGUAGGAACAUCCUGUGAGACCUGCGCUCGUGGCUAUUACAGAGAUAGCAGCGACAGGUCCACCAGCCUUCUUGGAACUUGCAAUCCAUGCCCAUGCAAUGGAAAUGAACAGAGCUGCGAGAUCAGUAGUUCAGGUCACGUGAAAUGUAACUGUCGCCAAGGAUACACAGGACAAUAUUGUAAUGACAAUGGUGAGCUCAUGGUAGGUCUAAUGCCUAUCAAGGUACAGGCUGAUCCAAAUUCCGUUGUGAAAUAUACUUGCACCUACUACCAUACGGAACAAUUGUACAUCGAAUUUAAACUAACAUCCUUCAACGGGCUGAAUGUUACUUCCUGGGGUACGGAUCUUAGUCCUAUAGUAAAAACUGACAACGGAGCGUAUCGAACCUGGGAUGUUCAUAUGGGAGAAAACACUUGCAACCUGGAAUGUCAUGUCUUGGAUCAACAUGGAAAAGAACUUGCCGUUAUCGUUACAUGGAUGGCACCAGGAACACAGAAAGUACCACCAUCUGAAACCCCACCACCUAAAAUCUAUGUAUGGAUCCGUGAGCCAGAAUUCCAGAUAGUUAACACUGGAAACACUGUGAGAUACCAUUGUUCUGGAACAUCCGUAGACCAUCCCGGACCUGUUUACAUCAAAUGGCACAAAGAAGGUGGCCAACUACCAGCAGAUAGAAGCAUGGACGAUACUCGAGGUCUUCUGAUUAUCCGUGACGUAAAGGUCUCUGAUAGUGGAACAUACAUCUGUCAAGUGAACGAUACUUUCAACGUGGAAAUUAAGAAAGUGUCACUUUCAGUUGGAGGUUCAAAAAUAGAGAAACCAGUAGCUACAAUUCACCCACAUUAUAUGGAAGUCAAGGAAGGAGAACCAGUAGAAUUCCGUUGUAAAGCGACUGGAAAUCCUCCACCUCAGAUCGAAUGGGUACGAGUACUUGGAGAUAUGAAUCCUGAAGCUGCAUUCUAUAAUGGCAUAUGGCAACUUCCUGCAGCCACAAAGAACGACGCGGCUGAAUACAAGUGUAUCGCUAGGAACGAAGCUGGAGUUAAUGAAAGAACAACCAUUCUUUACGUUAGAGAAAAUAGCCCGCCCACGCAGCCUCCAAUUCUUAAUCCAACUAUUACACCUAAUGACUGGUCAGGAACAACGGAUGAUACUGUACGACUCGUAUGCUCUUCACGACAACAGGGUACUGUAUUCUGGACAAGAGAGGGUGGUUUGGCACUAUCGGCAUCUGCUAGUCAACGUGAUGGCGUCCUGACCAUGCAAAAUCCAACUCCUCAAGAUUCCGGUGUUUACAUUUGUACAAUGGUCAAUUAUCAAGGAAUAGAGACUCGUAGCUCCGCUAGAAUUUCCAUUCAACCAUCGGGAGCACGACCAUCUGUAACUGUCAUACCGGAUAGACAAACCGUAUCACAGGGUACAAUCGCUGAAGUAAAAUGUAUCGCAAGCGGAUCACCUGGGCUUCAAGUGAAAUGGACCAAACAUGGCGAAAGAGUAAUGGGUUCUAACGCACAACAAAUCGGAGAUACAUUGAGGAUUGUGAAUCCUCAGAUUAAAGAUAGAGGAGUCUACAUAUGUCGCGUGACCGAUGCUAGAGGUAGCAAUGAGGCCAGUGCCAUUAUUGAAGUUUCCCGACGAGAAGCACCGGCUGUGGAAUUAUACCCGAAGGAGAUACAAACUGUUCUUCUGGGAGGAUCAGCUGACCUACAAUGUCGUGCAACUGCAGGAAUUCCGGUGCCUGAAAUUCACUGGUCACGUAAAGAUGGACGUCGCUUCAAUUAUAAUAUUGAACAGCUGCCCGGUGGUGUCUUGAGAUUUUCUAACAUAUCUGCCAGUGACGGGGGAGAUUUUGUUUGCACAGCGACUAACGAAGCUGGUUCAGCAACUGCUGUCGCCCAUAUCGAAGUUCAGUCUAUACCUGUGAUCUCGAUUACGCCAUCAGGUGGAAUACUCUCAGUGAAGUUGGGUGAUAAAGUAAAACUCGUUUGUAGUGCAGUCGGUCAACCUCAACCAAAUGUAGCAUGGAUCAAACAGACUAAUAGACACUCCUCACUAGGCGUCUAUGGCAGAGCUGAGUCUUCUCCUCAGAGUGCUGUCUAUGAAAUCCUAUCAGUAUCGCCUGACGAUGAGGAUUCUUAUACCUGCCGAGCUAUGAACGCUGCAGGCAUAGUUGAUGAACGUAUUCAAAUUCGUAUUGAGGAUAACAGGAUUGACAUUCGACCAACACGAGGAGAUAAUAAUACUGGUAGUCCAGGAAAUGGAGUUAUAGUCUCCGAAAAGGAUCUCAACAUUCCUAAUGGCGGUAAAGUAGAAAUGCGAUGCUUAGUAUCCGGACCUGAUAAUAACCAGAUUUAUUUGGAUUGGAAGAGAAGCGACCGUCGUCCUUUGCCUGAAGGAAGUAUUGUAAGUGGCGGCGUACUAAGUAUACCAGUAGUAACUAAAGAAGCAGCUGGAGAAUAUUUCUGUCUUGGUCUGAACCCUGCUGGAGCUGUGCUUUUCAAAGCUAAAUCUCACUUGAAAGUAAUAAGUCCACCAAGAAUUGAACUAAAUCCGACAAGUCAGACUGUAGGACCUGGUGAUAAUCCUUCUGUAAGGUGUACCGCCACUGGUGACGAGCCUCUCAAUAUCGAAUGGAGUGCUAUAGGCAGAGAAUUACCAUAUUCUGUUUCACAACAUCGUGGUGUUUUACAAUUCCACGGCAUCACGUUGUUUGAUGCAGGAAAAUACGUUUGCAAAGCAACGAACGCUGUUGGAACUGCUGAAGCGGUUGCUGAAGUGCUGGUGAGCGAACAUCCAUAUAAUGACGUAGCUGUCCACGCCGUUGAACGAGACAUAACAACGCACGCAGGUAGUUCUGUGACUCUCCGGUGUCGAGUGGAGGAAAGUGCAUACAUGCACUGGAGAAGGGAAGCUCACGCAUUGCCAACAAAUGCCUACGUAGGUGACAAUUAUUUGGAAUUGACGCAAGUCAAACCGGAAGACAGCGGUAGAUACAUCUGUGAGAUUGAAACUCCUCGUGGGGUCUCGAGUGACUACAUAAACCUAAAUGUUGUUGUAGUUAAUAUGCUUGCGGAUUGCAUGCCAGUGUACCGAUCGCAGUGCAGUCUCAGGGAAUUCCAAUGCAACAAUCAAGAAUGCAUUCCGUUGGGUUACACUUGCGACGGCAAUGCACAAUGCAGCGACGGCACUGACGAACGCUUGUGCCGCAACUGGCAUUUUCGUCAAAACCAUCAGCGACGACGCGCUGCUCUUGCACCUGUCAUCACCAUCGACGCACCACGUGACCCAGUGAAUAUUGGCGAUACAAUCGAUGUUCGAUGCGUUCUUUCCGGUGCGUCAAAUCCUCAUUAUCAUUGGAAAAGACUUGAUGGCCUAUCUUUGCCUUCUAAUGCACGAGAAUAUGGAAAUACCUUAAGACUCUCCGAAGUAUCCGUACAAGACAGUGGCCUAUACAGAUGCACUGCAAGUACACCACAGCGUGCAUACCAUGAAGACUAUUAUCUCGUGGUUCAAGGCGGAAAUAAUGAUGCACCAGCAAUCGAAACAAAGUCUGCCCGUUAUGGAUCUGAUGUGGAAAUGUACUGCAGAGUUAAUCUCGAGGAACCAGUUACCUUCAAAUGGAAUAAACUUGGUGAUAAUUUACCACGUGAAAAGGAAAUGUUGGCAAACACAUUGAGGCUCCUUAACGUGAAAGCCGAAGAUGCUGGAACGUACAUCUGUACAGCUACUAGUGGCCAAACUAGCAUCGAGGUCCCUACUGUACUCAUUGUAACUGGUGUAGUACCAAAUUUCAAUCAAGCACCUAAGAGUUACAUAGCCUUGCGUCCACUACCUGAUGCAUAUCUUAAAUUUAACAUCGAGGUAUCAUUCAAGCCUGAAAAUGACGACGGUAUCAUUCUUUACAAUGACGAAAAGGGUGAUGGAAAAGGAGACUUCCUAAUCCUUUCUCUUGUCAAUGGAUAUCCUGAAUUCAGAUUCUAUCUUGGCUCUGGACGAGCUCGUAUUCGCGCUGACAAGCCUAUAACCCUUGGCCAAUGGCAUACUAUUAAAUUACAACGUGAUCGCAAAGAAGGUACUAUGUACGUCGACGGGGAGGGUCCCUACAAGGAAUGGGCAACUGGCAGAAAGUUGGGAUUGGAUCUCAUGGAACCUCUCUAUGUCGGGGGUGUUCCUGACUAUAGUGCAAUUAGUAAACAAGCUGGUGCGAACAGUGGCUUUGUCGGGUGUAUUAGCCGACUGGUUAUUGGCGACUCACCGGUUGAUCUGAUUGGCGACGCCUCGGCUACGGUCGGCGUGACGACAUGCGAAACUUGUGCCGAAAAUCCAUGCACCAAUGGCGGAAUUUGUCAGGAAGCUGCAGAAAAACAAGGAUACACUUGCUUGUGCCGUGCUGGAUACAGCGGCAAACUUUGCGAACAUAUUGGACAGCCUUGUUAUCCCGGUGCUUGCGGCCAAGGAAGAUGUUAUAACAAUGAAACUGGAUUCACCUGUCUCUGUCCCUAUGGAACUGGCGGUGAUCGGUGUGAACGCUUCGUAAACGUCAACGAACCAGCAUUCCAUGACAAUAAUGCUUAUCUGGCGUAUACGACACCAAAAGCCAUAAGGCGGCUUAAAUUCUCCAUACAUUUCAAUCCAUCCGACAAUGGGGACGGUAUCCUGAUGUACAGCUCGGAAAGCGAGGAUGGCCUCGGCGACUUUGCUGCGCUGAUAAUUAAGGACCGACACGUGGAAUUCCGUUUCGACAUCGGUUCAGGAAUGGCGGUGGUCAGAUCCAACCAGAUCAUUCAGCCGGGACUUUGGAGUCAUGUAAUAGUCAGUCGAGAUUUCAAGGAAGGAAAGCUGUCAGUAAAUGAAGAACCUCAGGUGGAGGGAAGAUCUCCAGGUUCGUCAAGACUGAUGACGUUAAAUACACCCUUGUAUGUCGGUGGGAUUGACAGGACAAAGAUAACGGUGAAUAAGAACGUAGGGGUAGAUAGAGCUUUCAAUGGUUGUAUCAAUAAGCUGGAGAUUUCUGCACAAAAUAUUCAUCUCCUAAAGUCAGCAAUUGACUCAGCCAAUAUCGAAGACUGUUCCAUGCUUCAUCCAACGACAACGACGGAUUAUACUCCAACGACUGCACAGCAAUCUACAACAUAUCCUACGACUCAAUAUAAUCCUUGUGCUUCUAAUCCCUGUGUGCAUGGUGUUUGUCAAGUGACGAGUACAUACGAGUACUCUUGUACUUGUGAAUAUAGAUAUGUCGGUAGAAAUUGUGAAAACGUGUUAAAACAGUGUGAAGUAUUGAGUCCAUGUAGAAACGGUGGUACUUGUACUGAUCUUCAUGGAUCUUACAAAUGCGAUUGUCGACUUGGCUUCAAUGGACAAGACUGCGAGAAGGCUGCAGAAAUUUCUUAUGACGUGGCCUUUAAAGGGGAUGGCUGGCUAGAGUUAGAUAAGUCCAUUAUGACCGACGAAGAAGAGCGAGAAGUAUUUGGAUUUGAAAUUUCAACGAAUAAAAGUAACGGUUUGAUAAUGUGGCAUGGACAAACCCCUGAUGAUUUUAAUCCGGACGAUUACAUUGCUCUAGCUGUAGUAAAUGGAUAUGUAGAGUAUCAGUAUAAUUUGGGAUCUGGACCAGCGGUUAUUCGCGUGGCGGCUCAAAGAGUCGAUGAUGGCCAACGUCAUAGAAUUAUAUUAAAACGUCAGGGUAGCGACGGUAGUAUAGAAUUGAAUGGGGAACACACUGAAAGUGGUGUCAGCGAUGGUUUACAGCAAGUAUUGAAUACACGUGGUAGUGUAUACCUUGGAGGUGUGCCUGAUUAUGCAAUGACUUAUGGAAGAUACCAGGAAGGCUUUUCCGGUUGCAUUUAUACUCUUGAAGUCCAAGACUCAGGAGCUAUUGACAUCGGCGACAAAGCUAUAAGAGGGAAAAACGUUUCGCCCUGCACUAGAGCAAGAUGGAUACCAUCUUCGUUGGUAUUUACUAAUGCCGAGACUGGUGUCUUCGACGACUUUGUACCUCCGCCACCAGUAAAUAUUAUCCAUCCAAAACCUACAGUCAACUUAGCAUCGACUAAUGAUAAGAGAAUUUCGUUAACUAUCAUUGUUGAAAAUUUAAUUGGUUUUGCAUUGGACAUUAGGCAACAGAGACUGGUUGUAAUAUUAUUAAGUUUAGCUACCUUCACGGUAGGAAAAUACUUGUUAAAUUAAUUAGCAAUGAAUUAAAGACGUGUAUCUAGCACACGAGAUACGCGCUUUUUACUAUUGGUUACUGAUGUUUUAAAGUAGCGUGUACAGUUUCGUAAGAAGCGCGUAUCUUCGGGGGUUUGCCAAUAUUAUUUGUAAUUAAUAUAUUUGUAAAUCGUUUGAUGCUUUACUAAUGACUGGAAAUGAACGAUUAGACUGAGGAAGCCAAAAGGUCGGCUACCGGUCCGUGGUGAUAUUGGAAUACUUGAAGGAUGAAUGGAUAUAAUGUUUAUGCCGCAAGAGCCAAAUGUCAUGGAACAUCAAUAUCUGCAGAGAAUUAAAUAGCCUUUAACUAGUGAAAGUAAAAUUGCCUGGUUUGAAACCAGUAUACUCUGUGAGUGCGACGUCGGUAUGGUGAUAUUGGUUGAAAUAUUUAUCAUUGUAAAAAUAUCUUUACAAUGUCAAAGUAAGGAAAAGAUAUUCAAGUCAAAAUCUAGUUCAUAUCUAAAGAAAGUAUGCCGAUUGCCCAUUUGUUAAAAUUAUCAAUACAAUUUUAGAAGUCAGAUCUGAAUUUUGAUUCAAACUUAUUAUUGUAAAGGAACGAGCUUAGGAUUCCGAUUGAAUCAUAUAGUGCGUAAAUCACGAAGUAAUUUUAUUCCUUAUAAUAUAAAUAAUGAUUUUAUUAGAUCCGAUAAACAUGGAGCUUUGAGUUUUUAAAUAAUCUUAUUGUUAAAUCAAAAUUCAGAUCCUGUACGUGAAUGUGUUGAAAGAAAGAAAAAAAAGCUGAAGCUACGAAUUCAUAGAAGAUAAUUGUUGUAAUUUGUGCAUGCACUUAUUUUGCGUCUAUUCCGAACUUUUGGGAAAUAAUAUUGAAGCUCGAUAAUACGGCUCUUAGCUGCAUAAGCAAUGCGCGGGCAGUUUUAUAUACACAGAUAUAUAUAUAUAGACUAUAUCCAAUAAUAUAUUACCCAUAUAACACUAUUAAUGAUACUAAUAUCGUAAUUUUGUAAUUGAAGAUAGUCAUUUUCUACCGCUUUGUUUAAGAUACACUGUUAUCAUACAUAUUGCUGGCGAUAUAAUUCUCAUCUAUGAUCAGAGUACGUUUACAAUGCAUUUAGGAUACUGCACAAUCGUUAGUUUACCAAAAUGAAAAAAAAAAAGAUCUGAAUUGGCUGUACCCACGCUGUAGUCUAUGUAGUCUUUAUAUUUUCCAGACUUUAAUUUCCCUGAAUCAAGGUUUCCUAUGAAUUUUAAAGGAAUCAGAUUAUACUUCAGCUGACGUUUUUUAGCAGCUGAUAACUGACUGACAGUACAUGUUCGCACAUAAUGGUAUAAUAUAAUUUUUCACUGCCAUAUUCUGAUUUGUUAGUCUUUGCCAUAAUAUGCCAACGUGCUAUCCUCGUAUGCGACAUUUAUAGUUGCUUCAUACGUAUAAUAAAGUAAUGACAGCUAGAUACUUUAUUGCCAUAAAAAUGUCACGAUGAAAUAAUGUGAUAUGAAUGCAAGAGCGUUACUUACAAAAUGUUUGCGUAGUCAAGUUCGACGUCAAUAAAAAUUACCAAUUAGGAAUAUUGAGCUACGUACAACUGGGGACAUAAAUAUGCGGUCUAAUUUUCAAUACGAGAUGCAAUGCAAUCUAACCAGUGUAUAAGAUAAGAUAUAGUCUUAUACGUUUAUCAUUUUAUAAGAUUCAUCUUUACUAGACAUACUUCCCUUCCUAAAUGCAAUAUUCAAACUUUCAUGCACCAGCUCGUAUACAUAUAGCAAUUUAAUAUAGCUGUUACGUGUGUAAAGCGACUAGGCAACUGCUUGCAGAAUGAAUUAUUGUAUUGAAAAGUUAUUAGUUUAUACAUUGUCAAUUCAAAGUAAAUUUACUGUACAUAUCAUACUCUGAGUGCUCGAUAGUAUUCAUACUUAGAGUAAAAAAAAAUUUGAAUUAAAUAACAAACGCAAUAAAGCCUUACUGCACAAAAUCAUCACAAAAAUGGCAAAAGCUUGCGAUAAAAUGUUGUUAUACGAAAGACUUUGUGUACCGGCCAUGAGAUUCCAAUCACUAGCAGAAUUUCACAUACAUAAGCGUUGCUACGCGGAUCUUCUAAAUAUAGUUUUUAUGCUGUAACGACUGCACCAACAUUUUGUGGGUGACUGCAGGUGCAGGUGGUUAAUGAGCAAUUGAUUCUAAAGGAGAGAUGUUAAUUAAUGUAAGCUCACAAGCCGUUGUUAAGUUAACGUCGGAGGGAUGCUUCUGGAUGUUGGUGCAUGCGCAAAAAAUUGUAACGUAAUACGUACUAUGCAUAUAAUCAUAAGUUCUGAAAGUAUAUAGCAUUAUAUGAAAGUGUAGCAAUUAUUGUUAUAUAAUAAUUCCCCAAAAAGAAAUGAGACAAUAAAUAUAAUUUUGGUAAA